AUGGCGAUUGGCAAAAGUCCACGGUUGACGCUGCCCUGGCUCCGCUCACGCUGCCAGGGCAAGCCUGAGCGCUGCCCUGGCUCCGCUCACGCUGCCAGGGCUGCACCUGCUCAUUCCAGCAACCGGCAGCCGGACAGAGACGCUUCUACUCCACGUUUUGAGCACCAGGGAAGCCUCCAGAUGCCACACCAAGGACCCUACAGACGUUGUCCCAUCUGCUGCAGUAAGUUUGCUCAGCUGCCGAAGCAUUUAGAAAGGGUUCACCACGUUUUGAACAAGGAGGAGCGGAAAAUCCUCCUGGCAUUUGCCCACGGACGGGUCAACGUCCGGGGUCUGGAUUGUCCCGUCCGGGGGUGCAACUACAGAGGUCCGAGAGUGGACCGGCACCUGUACGCGGGUCACAAGGAGCUGGACAUCGGGGCCGUGAGGGACCACCUCCGCCUUCUGCACUGGAGGGCCACCCUCCGCGCGCUGGCAGAGCUGAGGUCCACGGAGCCCACGCCACAGCUAGCAUCCGAGCUGGACGUCUCGGAGCGGCAGCCACCGGCCCCAGAAUCGCCGGGGGAGGACGGAGAUGUCUCCUCUUCUCCGGGGACACCGCAGCGGACCGCUCCAGAGCCACUUUCCGGUAGGGAUUCUCCGCCUCGCUCCCACAGACCUGGUUCUCUGCCCGCCUCGCCGCCUCCUGGUUCCAACGCCUCUUCUCCUCCUCCUCCUCCUUCUCCUGGUCCUGCUUCCAACGCUGGCCAUACUCCUGCCCGGACGCAGCCAGAGGCGGACACGAGCGACUCUGACCCUCCGGCCAGCUCCAGCAGCACCAGGGCGGUCCGAGGGCUUGCCCUGCUGCCCUUUGCCCCUCUCGUCUUCCCCGCAGCCGUGGAGAGCUACUUGGAGGAGUACCACACACACCUGAGGGGCGCGCUGUCCACCCCACAGCACCGCAUGAAUGCACGCUCCAAGCUGGGCCGGAUCCGGACCCUUCUCUCCUUCGUUGCCCGGGGGAAACCUCUCAACGCCACCUGGGCGUUCAUGCAUGACCUGGAGAAGAUCCACGCCUUCCCACAAGCCCUGAAGGACAAGCGGAGGACCAUAACAACCGUCAAGGUCUACCUGGUGAACUUCUCACAGUUCAUGGACUACUUCUCCGAGACUCCGCCGAGAGGAUCCAGGCUGACCAGGAGACAGAUCAGGGCGGUGGGCAGGGCGGUCAGAGCGGACCUCCAGCAGAUCGGAACCGAGAUAACGCUCCACCAGAUCUCCGUUAAGCGCUCCAAGGCGAAGAGGUCCAUCACCAGGAAGCACCUGCGGAAGUGCAAGAGCCUGGCCACGGCGACCAUCCCUGUCCUGCUGGGGAAGCUGGGGGCAGCACCACCGAACGUCCAGCUCCGCCACAGGCUCUACGGCUACCUGGCCUGCUACCUGUCUGCUGUCUACGGCCACCGGCCUGGCGUGCUGACAAAAAUGACGGUGGAGGAGCUCCAGGAGGCGAUAGAGGAUGCUGAGGAAGGCUCUCCAGGCUUUGUAAUCAAUGUAAGUGGAUGUAUGAGAACCAGGGGCAUGGAGCUCGGGGCAGAGAAGCAUGNGAGGAACCACAAGACCAACAGGGCCUUCGGAGCUGCCCAGCUGUUCUUGACCCACGCGGAGUUCACCUGGAUCGUCCGCUGGCUGUCGAUCCGGAGCACGCUGAACCCACCGCGCAAAUUUCUGCUGUUCAGCAGCAACCAGAAGCGGAUCGCCAAGCUGACGCGGUUCUCCCAGUGUGCCUGGACGGAGAUGGGGCUCCCAGGCCGGCCGACCAUGACUGAUUUCCGCAGCGCAGUGGCGACACAUGCAAGGGAUGCACACAGCAGCGAGGUCAGAGGACAACUCGCCCGGGUCAUGUGCCACGACACCAGGACUGCAGACAGGUUCUAUGCCAACCAGCUCACUGCGGAACAACUGGCGGACAUCAGAAGCAAGUUUGACAGGGCUACAGCACCACAAUCUUCCUCUCCAGGCUCCGGGGAGAGUAGCCCACCGCUCCCCCGCCAAGGUAACUCUUCUUCGGACCUGGAAUCCUCUACCAGCCCCCCGGGAGAUUCGGAGAGAGAGACGGAGCAAACCAGUUAAAAAAAA
Poecilia latipinna (sailfin molly) is the source of this 2115-nucleotide messenger RNA. RefSeq lists its product as uncharacterized. NCBI's taxonomy places the organism in Eukaryota, Metazoa, Chordata, Actinopteri, Cyprinodontiformes, Poeciliidae. Bases 1 to 2109 code for a protein of 702 amino acids. The transcript has 5 exons. The record is from RefSeq and is a predicted model, not a curated record.